Hordeum vulgare subsp. vulgare (domesticated barley) is the source of this 1271-nucleotide messenger RNA. RefSeq names its product zinc transporter 3-like. The record is from RefSeq and is a predicted model, not a curated record. Gene Ontology annotation, cellular component: plasma membrane. Bases 59 to 1147 code for a protein of 362 amino acids. NCBI's taxonomy places the organism in Eukaryota, Viridiplantae, Streptophyta, Magnoliopsida, Poales, Poaceae. Gene Ontology annotation, biological process: zinc ion transmembrane transport. Gene Ontology annotation, molecular function: zinc ion transmembrane transporter activity. The transcript has 3 exons.
UCCCUGCAGCAAGCACAUCGCAUUCAGGCAUAAUCAGCGAUUCAGCAGACUCGCCACCAUGUGGGCUACCAAGCAUACCUUGCAAGCGCUUCUCCCAUGGCUCCUCCUGUUCGUGCAGCAGGCCGCGGCCAGCGGCGGGUGCGAGUGCACGACCGCCACGGACGGGGCGGACAAGCAGGGCGCGAUGAAGCUCAAGCUGGUCGCCAUCGCGUCCAUCCUGGCCGCCGGGGCGGCUGGCGUGCUGGUGCCGGUGCUCGGACGCUCCAUGGCCGCGCUGCGCCCCGACGGCGACAUCUUCUUCGCGGUCAAGGCGUUCGCCGCUGGAGUCAUCCUUGCCACCGGCAUGGUGCACAUCCUGCCGGCGGCGUUCGACGGGCUCACCUCCCCGUGCAUCCACAAAGGCGGCGGGGACAGGAACGGCUUCCCUUUUGCAGGACUUGUGGCCAUGUCUGCAGCCAUGGCCACAAUGGUGAUAGACUCCCUGGCUGCUGGGUACUACCGCCGCUCUCACUUCAGCAAGGCACGCCCACUUGACAACAUCGACAUACCUGGACACACCGGAGAUGAGGAAGGGAGGGCCGAUCAUCCACAUGUGCACACGCAUGGCCAUUCACAUGGUGAGGCGAUUGCUGUCAGCUCGCCGGAGGAGGCUGCGAUAGCUGACACAAUCCGGCACAGGGUGGUAUCUCAGGUUCUAGAGCUGGGAAUCUUGGUGCAUUCAGUGAUAAUUGGCGUGUCAUUAGGAGCAUCUGUGAGGCCAUCCACCAUCAAGCCUCUGGUCGGUGCCCUCAGCUUCCAUCAAUUCUUUGAAGGCAUAGGCUUGGGUGGUUGCAUUGUUCAGGCUAAUUUCAAGGUAAGGGCAACCAUCAUCAUGGCAACGUUUUUCUCCCUUACCGCACCAGUGGGCAUCGUGCUAGGGAUUGCGGUUUCAUCUAGCUAUAAUGUGCAUAGCUCUACUGCCUUCAUUAUUGAGGGAGUCUUCAACUCAGCCUCGGCAGGGAUUCUAAUCUACAUGUCCCUAGUGGACCUUCUAGCAACAGAUUUCAAUAACCCAAAGCUACAGACAAAUACAAAGCUUCAGCUGAUGACAUAUCUUGCACUUUUCCUAGGUGCUGGGAUGAUGUCCAUGCUUGCCAUAUGGGCAUAGAUCUUCAAAGCAAUGACCAUUGCAAUUGUAUUUCCUGCUAAAGUCGAAGUGCUAAUUGUAUUCAUCCAGGAGUUCUCUAUUUUCUCAAAAUAAUACACCCUUGGUGAAGAAUUGACCAUAUUCA